AAAUCAAGCAUUUUAUGCCCGACUCUCUCAUAAUCUCACAACACAGCUGUGAAAGUUCGGUCAAUGAAAAUGAAGCUCCUCAAGCUUUUUCUCGUCGUAUUUUUGCAAAUUUACGCCAAAGCGACGCCCUCCGUGCUAAUCGUGGGCUCUGGACCUGCUGGCAUCGCAGCAGCGACGAGACUCCUCGAACACAACCACAAGAACAUUCGAGUAUUAGAGGCAGAAAACCGAAUCGGGGGCCGAAUUAACAGCGUUUUUUUCGGCCAAGCUUUCGUCGAUUUGGGCGCAGAGUCGUGCCAUGGGCAGAAAGGUAACGUGGUCUAUGACAUGGUCAAAAAUUUGGGCGUUUUGAAACAUGUGGAUGGGCCACGGAGUGUCUACCACUCCUCACGCAAAGAAAUCGUUUUUGGGGACGAGUUGUUGCGAAUUAUUGAUGGGAUUUACGGCCCUGAUGGGCAAAGGGACGAAGAUGAGGGCAAGAGUGUGGGGCAUUACUGCUUGGACAAAUACAACGCCAGCAUUUACGAUAAGUACCGGAACGAUGCGGAGAAAUUUGAAAUUGCGAAAGCGUCCGUUGAUCUCUUCCAUCACAUAGUAUUAAGCUACGAGGGCGCCUUUUCGUGGUUCGAACCCUCGGCCAAGAGCGACUACCGCGAUUGCGAGGGCGACCUCAGCCUGAACUGGAACGGGCUGGGCUACAAGACCGUGCUGGAAGUCAUGAUGAAGAAGUUUCCAAACCCGUCCGAACAACUCCCGUUUGACGAAACAGUAUUACUAAACAAGGAAGUAGUUAAAGUAUUUUGGAACGACAGUUCUAGUCAUAAUGCGGUGACGGUCUACUGCUCGGAUCAUUCGAGUUACACGGCCGAUCAUGUCAUUUUCACUCCUUCGAUUGGAGUGUUGAAGGAGCGGCACGAAACAAUGUUUACGCCACAGUUAUCGGAGGCAAAAAAGGACGCGAUCAAACACAUCGGUUUUGGGGCUGUUAUGAAAAUUGCGAUGUUUUUCAAACACCGGUGGUGGGAAAGCGAGAGGAAUUUUACAGGUUUUCACUUUGUUUGGAGCGAGGGGGACAAAAGUCGCGCUUUUAAGGAGUUUCCAGAAGGGCCACUAAAGGACGGCCACUCCUGGCUCACUGAAUUUUUUUGCGUCGUCCCUGUAGAUCGCAACCCUAAUGUGCUAGUUGGUUGGUUGACGGGUUCAAUGGUUCCCGAAAUUGAGCUAAUGACCAACGAAACACUAAUCGAUGGUUUGGAGUUUGUUCUCAAUAAAUUUCUAGGGCAUAAAUAUAACAUAACCGGGCCUGAUUCCAUAAUUCGUACUUAUUGGCACACAAACCCGCAUUUUCGGGGCAGUUACUCUUAUCAGACCGUCGAAGCUCGCAAAGAUAAAAUCACAGCUGAGAUGGAGUUGGCUAAGCCUGUGCUAAAUCUGGAAGGACGGCCCAUUUUACAGUUUGCAGGAGAGGCCUCACAUCCCUAUUUUUACUCAACUGUGCAUGGGGCCAUCGAGACUGGAUUUAGAGAAGCGGACAGAAUUAUUAAUUCUUACAAAUAGUUAUUUAUUGCACUGUUUUGUAAUGUAAAUAAGACAUUUUUUGUAUUUGUAUUUGUGUUUGUCGGAAGGAAAUAAACGUAAAAUACGAUAGAAA
Messenger RNA from Tribolium castaneum (red flour beetle), 1651 nucleotides. RefSeq names its product spermine oxidase. Gene Ontology annotation, molecular function: polyamine oxidase activity. The record is from RefSeq and is a predicted model, not a curated record. The transcript has 4 exons. The coding region runs from base 64 to 1557 and encodes 497 amino acids. NCBI's taxonomy places the organism in Eukaryota, Metazoa, Arthropoda, Insecta, Coleoptera, Tenebrionidae.